AUGGCGACCAGGGAGGCGAAGGCGACCAAGGAGGCGAAGGUGGUUCCCGCCGGCGACGCCGACGCCGACGGCGAGGAGCUGGUCCCGGCGCUGGCCUCGCUCGAGCCGGUGUACGGCGCGGGGCCGGCGCUCGACGAGGCCCGCCUCCGCUUCGCCCGCCUCGCCGACCGCUUCCGCGCCCUCUACUCCGCCGGCCCCGCCCUCUUCGCCCGCUCCCCAGGGAGGGUGAAUCUCAUCGGGGAGCACAUCGACUACGAGGGCUACUCGGUGCUGCCCAUGGCCAUCCGCCAGGACAUGAUCGUCGCCAUCCGCAGGGCCGACGCCGGCCUCGUCCGCGUCGCCAAUGUCGACGACAAGUACGCCACCUGCGUCUACCCCGCCGACCCGGACAAGGAAAUUGACAUCAAGAACCACAAAUGGGGCCACUACUUUAUGUGUGGAUACAAGGGAGUAUACGAAUAUGCUAGGUCGAAAGGGAUAGAUAUGGGUGAACCUGUUGCUCUUGAUGUUGUUGUUGAUGGCACAGUCCCUCAAGGAUCUGGACUUUCAAGCUCAGCCGCAUUUGUCUGUUCAGCAACAAUUGCUAUCAUGGGAAUUCUCGGGAAAAACUUCCCAAAGAAAGAAGUCGCUCAAUUUACUUGUCAAUCUGAGCGUCAUAUUGGGACACAGUCAGGUGGUAUGGAUCAGGCUAUAUCUAUCAUGGCCAAACCUGGAUUUGCUGAGUUGAUAGAUUUCAAUCCAAUCAAAGCAACCGAUGUGCAACUACCCUCUGGUGGUACAUUUGUGAUUGCUCACUGCUUGGCAGAGUCCAAGAAAGCAGAAACAGCUGCUACAAACUACAACAACCGUGUUGUAGAGUGUCGCUUGGCAGCGAUUGUUCUCGCCAUCAAACUAGGGAUGGAUACAAAAAAGGCCGUCACGUCUGUUACAACCCUCUCUGAUGUUGAGGGGCUAUGCGUCUCCUUUGCUGGCAAAGAAGGUUCUUCUGAUCCCGGAGUUGCUGUGAAGAAGCUAUUGCAUGAGGAGCCAUAUACGUUGGAGGAAAUAGAGAAAAUUACAGGUCAAAGCCUAGCAACUGUCUUCCAAAGCUCUCAAACUUCCUUGGAUGUUUUGAGAGCUGCGAAGCAUUUCAAGUUAUUUCAGCGUGCCUCUCAUGUGUACUCUGAAGCAAGGCGGGUGUACGCAUUUAGGGAUACUGUAUUAUCGAAACUCAGCGACGAAGGUAUGCUUAAGAAGCUCGGUGAUCUAAUGAACGAUAGCCAUCAUAGCUGCAGUGUGCUGUAUGAAUGCAGCUGUCCCGAGUUGGAAGAGCUUGUGAAAGUGUGCCGGGACAACGGGGCACUCGGAGCGCGGCUCACAGGAGCCGGGUGGGGCGGCUGCGCAGUCGCCCUGGUCAAGGAGGGCAUCGUCCCACAGUUCAUCCUCAAUUUGAAGGAGAAGUACUACAAAUCAAGGGUCGACAGGGGAGUGAUCAAGCAGAGCGACCUUGGCCUGUAUGUGUUUGCGUCGAAGCCGUCGAGCGGCGCAGCCAUACUGAGGCUGUAG
Molecule: messenger RNA, 1545 nt
Organism: Triticum turgidum subsp. durum (durum wheat)
Lineage: Eukaryota; Viridiplantae; Streptophyta; Magnoliopsida; Poales; Poaceae
Source: the annotation of a GenBank genome assembly